Messenger RNA from Epinephelus lanceolatus (giant grouper), 3105 nucleotides. RefSeq names its product inward rectifier potassium channel 16-like. Lineage: Eukaryota; Metazoa; Chordata; Actinopteri; Perciformes; Serranidae. Gene Ontology annotation, biological process: regulation of monoatomic ion transmembrane transport; potassium ion import across plasma membrane. Gene Ontology annotation, molecular function: inward rectifier potassium channel activity. The record is from RefSeq and is a predicted model, not a curated record. Gene Ontology annotation, cellular component: plasma membrane.
ACUCUGCGGCCAACAAACUCAGAGGUGACUUCCACUGUGGCAACACAUCGUUUAAUGCUUGGCAGAACUGAUGGGCUUCUGUGACACCUGACCUAACUUCUACUCUGAAAGCGACUGAAAGGUAACUGUGGUCAUAAUGGGCACGGAAAGGGACGAGCAGAUCGUCAUUGAUACCUACAACACUACAAUCCAUACACUGGGCAUGCAAAAUGAGGACAAGCAGCUGCGCUUUAUGCAGAAGGAUGGAAGGUUCCCAGUGGUUUUCCAGAAGGCCCCCGGACACUGGAGCCCGUUCCUGGUGGACAUCUUCACCACUCUUGUGGAGAUCCGCUGGAGGGUGAUGUUCCUUGUCUUUUCCCUCUCUUACAUUCUCUCUUGGAUGUUUUUUGGUCUCUGCUAUUGGCUCAUAGCGUAUGUACAUGGGGACACUGACGAUGUAGAUAGCGCACCCUGCGUGGAGAACGUGCGUGGCUUCACUGCGGCCUUUCUGUUCUCAAUGGAGACCCAGGCGACUAUUGGCUAUGGCUUCAGGGGCAUGACCGAGAACUGUAUCGUGGCAAUAAUUGUGGUGACAGUUCAAGAUGUAUUUAGCUGCCUCAUUGACACCAUCGUCAUCGGUAUUGUUAUUGCCAAAAUGGCUUCAGCUCGUAAGAGAGCUCAGACGGUUGGUUUCAGUAGCUGUGCAGUGGUCAACCUACGAGACGGGGUUGUGUGUCUGUCGUGGCGAGUUGGGGACUUCAGGGGUAAUCACAUCUUGGAGGGUGUUGCCAGAGCCAUGGUAGUCCGCCAUGUGAAACAGCCAGCUGGGACUGUUGUGAUGUCAUACGAGGAACUGCACAUCCAGAAUCGAGACAUUGUCCUCGCCACACCGACCACCAUCAUCCAUAAACUGGAGCCUGGCAGUCCUCUCUACAGCCUGGGCCCUGACAACCUGCUGGGGGACGACUUUGAACUGGUGGUGUCUUUCACCUACACCGGUGACUCGACGGGUAUGCUCCACCAGACACGAACCUCCUACACACCAGCAGACAUCCGCUGGGGACAGCGCUUCCAGGACAUGUUGAAACUGGGCAAGAGGCACUACAAGGUGGAUUACGCUUUGUUCAAUGUGACCACCUGGGUGCCUGUGCCACUGCUCAGUGCGGAGGAGUUUGACAGGAGGGAACAUCCGACAGAGGGGGGUGAGACCAGUGGUCCUCUCAUUGCAUCAACCAUGAGCAACGGACAUGCUUGCAAUGUGAAUCCUGACAUCAUUGAAGAGGUGAUGCAGCAGACCUGUUUGUAAAGCGGGCAUGUGAUGGACAAUGUGAUAAGAUGUGCUCUUGUAAAUAUAUUUAUGUGUAACUUUUGUGUUUACAGCCUGUUUUUUAUGUGUUAGAUGAAUUUUAUUUCUAUUUCUGUAACCACUUAUCCUGUUGGGGGUUGUGGGGGGGCUGGAGCCUAUCCCAGGUGACACUAGGCGAGAGGCAGGGUACACCCUGGACAGGUCACCAGACUAUCACAGGUCUGACACACAGAGACAGACAACCAUUCACACUCACAUUCACACCUUUGGGCAAGUUAGAGUCACAAGUUAACCUGCAUGGACGGUGGGAGUAAGCCGGAGUACCCCAAGAAAACCCACACUGACACAGGGAGAACAUGCAAACUCCGCACAGAAUAGCUCCCCCAUCCCAGGUUCGAGCCAGGGCCCCUCUUGCUGUGUGGCGACAAUGCUAACCACUACACCACCAUGCCGUUGUGUAAGAUGAAUAAAAUCCAUAAAUGUAAGUCAAACAAAAGCUGUUUUUGUAAAACUCUAAAACGUGUUUGCUGUUAUAAUCAUACUUGCAGGUAUUUUAUUAUUUUAUUUUGCUGGACAGAAAAAAACAAGAUGCAAUUUGUAAAAAAAAUCCUUCAAAUCUUGUACUCUUACACUCAAAAUACUUAAAAUAUAUUAGUUAAUAUAUCAUUUUAUUCUCAAAUAAGACCACUUUUGUAUCCCCAGGUACAACAAUUACCCUAUAGCCCACAGUCUUUGGCUUUAUGCAAGUGAAUCCCAUCACAGCAAUAUGCUCACUGUGAACUACCCUAUUAUAUUUGUGUUCCCUGGACUGUAGGGUUGGAGGGUACACAAAGGAGAGUACUUUAUUUUUAGGUUGUUGUUGUUGGUAUCGGUGAGAGGGGGGUUCUCUCAUUUCUUCUCUACUAUUAUGUACUGUAUCAUACUCUGCUGUAAUGGUCGUUUAGUGUUUUGUGCACCAGUAAGUUGCUUGUAAAGUUGAUCUUAGAAAUGUCCUCACUCCACUGCUCUUAUAUUUAUCGCUCUUGAAAAAGGCUCAGUCUUGUUGUCAUCUAAAGGACAUCGUACGUUACUUUGUCCACUUUACUUUGUGUUUCAGUUGGCUGUUUACUCAGUCAGUAAGGGGUCGCUUUGACUGACAGAAACCACCCAGCAUGCACUCCCGAAUUCACAGGCUUACACUCCCAAUAUAUCCUGAUUGGCCACCUCAAAUCGAUGAUGUGGGAAAAUGUCAGAGCUCAUCAAUGCAGGGUGGUAAAGGUGCCAUAUAGCCUACGACAUUCAGAGUCUGGGCUGGAAUCGUCUUUGGCUAACACUGCUCACAGUGCUAACAACAGCAACAGUGCUGACAGAGCUAACAGUGUUAACAUGGAGUAGAAGGUGGGUGUUAUGCUUUCGCAACAACACCGUCCUGCCACCAUUGGUCAGAAUGGCAUUAUUAUCCUUAACUGCCAUAUGAGCGCAGUGCAGAGCAAUGGCGAUUAGCUGGCCAGUAGGAUACACACUCAGGGAGUCACAGGAGCUCACAAGCACGUGCGGCUGGCCUGGCUACCUCAACAAAGAACAGAGAAGCUCUGAUAACAGCAAACACAGCGGGAGUGUGACUUCAUUCUCUGCUCAGGACGCCAUUACUCGACCACAUCUUUACAUAGCAAAUAGCUGGUGCUAUAUUAAUGUUCAAAAUCUAACACAUUGAACCUUUGAGGUCAGAGCAAUACUGAGGCUACUAAAUGCCUAAAAUGUGAUAAUACCAGUUUGUAAAUAUUGUGUUUUUGUAUUUUUCAAUAACAAAUUAUUUUAAUUAAAUACAUUUUCUAAUACCA